Molecule: messenger RNA, 810 nt
Organism: Helobdella robusta
Lineage: Eukaryota; Metazoa; Annelida; Clitellata; Rhynchobdellida; Glossiphoniidae
Exons: 4
Coding region: 1-810 (269 amino acids)
Biological process (GO): Golgi organization
Cellular component (GO): endoplasmic reticulum; membrane; endoplasmic reticulum-Golgi intermediate compartment
Source: RefSeq, a predicted model, not a curated record
AUGAACAAGGGACAGAUUUUAAACAAAGUAGAAGAGUUUGCCGAUCAAGUCUUACGAAAGGGGAAACAUUUUUUACCACAUGUAGCUCGUUUAUGCAUAGUGAGCACGUUCAUUGAAGAUGGCAUUCGAAUGUGGUCUCAAUGGGAGUCUCAGCGGGAUUACAUGAUGCGCUUCUGGGACAUCCACUACAUUCUCGGCACGAUCUUCGUUCUCGUCAAUUUGUUUGGUCAACUGGGCGGGGCUGCAAUUGUUCUCGGGAGGAAGUAUGUCAAUGUUGGAAUCGCAGUUCUCUUCUUCGUUGUCAUUUUACAAACAAUUGCUUAUAACAUAUUAAUGGAGCCGAGAUUCCUUCUUAAAAAUCUUGCUCUUUUGGGAGGCCUGGUGCUGCUUGUUGCAGAAAACAAAGCCCAAGGUAAAAGUUUAUUUGCUGGUCUGCCUUCGAUGGGGGAGGGCUCGAGCAAGACCUACCUGCAACUCAGUGGUCGACUCUUGCUUGUUCUCAUGUUCCUCACUCUCAUCAAGGUAGAUUUUUCAAGUGCAUUCAUCAUCGUCAACAUUUUUGGAGGUCUCCUAGCACUGCUCAUAGCUAUUGGUUACAAGACAAAGUUGGCCUCGUUAACUCUUGUUCUGCUGUUGAGCUCUUUGAAUGUCUAUGUGAACAACUGGUGGAGCUAUCCUGCUGAAAGGUCUCUUCGAGAUUAUCUAAAGUAUGAUUUCUUCCAGACUCUAUCCGUUGUUGGUGGUUUGUUGUUGGUUGUUGCACUUGGGCCUGGGGGUUACAGUCUUGAUGAGCAUAAGAAGAAGUGGUAG